CCGGGCUGCAGGGUCGGAGAGCCGGGUGCUGAACCCCCCUCUGCAGAUCUAGGGGUCUGUCCCAGCCCAACGCCUCAGCCAUGGGCACAGCUCUGCUGCCACACUGUGAUGCUGGGGAAAGGGAGCUCCCACCUCAGGGCCCCCCCUGGAGAGCAGGGGGUCCUGCCAUGCUGAGGGUCCUGAUCCUCGCCCUGCUCUGGAGGGGGUCCCUGUUCCAGCCGCUCGGAUUUACCCUGACGGUGCCGCAGUCGGUGUCGGUGCAGGAGGGUCUCUGUGUUCUCGUCCCCUGCACCUUCACGUACCCAGCCUCCUACGACACCGACAAUCCCUCGGCCCAGCUCUACGGACAGUGGUACAAGGAGCCUGCUACUGUGGGCCAGGAUCCUCCUGUGGCCAGCAGUGUCCCUGCCGUGAGUGUGUCGCAGGAGACCCAGGGCCGGUUCCGGGUGACCGGGGAUCCAGCGCACGGCGACUGCUCCCUGCAAAUCAGUGAUGCCCGACGGACGGAUGCUGGGAGAUAUUUCUUUAGCAUCGAGAAAGGCCUGUUAGAACACACUUACUGCUCCAAUUCCGAUGGCACUGACCCUGCGCUCACGAUCUCUGUGCCAGGGCUGACGGAGGAGCCAGAGAUCCAGAUCUCGCCGGCUUGGGGGCUGCCAGGGACGCUGCUGGCCGGGAAGCCGGUGACUGUGACCUGCACGGCCCCUGGGCGCUGCUCCGGGCCCCCUCCCCGAGUCACGUGGACGGGGCCGUUCAGCGACACAGCCCGGAACGUCUCAGCCCAGCUGGCGAACGGCACCUGGGCCCACAGCUCCGCGCUCAGCUUCACGCCCAGCUUGGAGGACGAUGGCAAAGAGCUCGUCUGCAACGUCACCUACAGGCCACCACAGGGACCUUCCACCCGCAGAACCGUCCAGCUCCACGUCGGCAGUGAGUGA
Molecule: messenger RNA, 938 nt
Organism: Mauremys reevesii (Reeves's turtle)
Lineage: Eukaryota; Metazoa; Chordata; Testudines; Geoemydidae
Product: sialic acid-binding Ig-like lectin 12
Exons: 4
Coding region: 81-938 (285 amino acids)
Source: RefSeq, a predicted model, not a curated record